UUGUGCUUCAGUCGUGUUGCUUCAUCGUAGGUUUGCAGUGUUUUGAGUGUGAGAUUAAAAUUGCUUGCAAAUAUGACCGAAGACACUACCGCUGUUCGAAAGCAACACCAAUUUAACCCGACGCUUCUGCUAAAUUAUUUGUCCAGCAGGAUACAGGGGUUUCCUAAAAAUGAAACAGUAUUUACUGUUAAGCAGUACAGAUCAGGGCAGUCCAAUCCUACUUUUCUCAUAAAUAAAGCAGACAAAAGAUAUGUUCUUCGGAAGAAGCCUCCGGGCCCCCUCUUGCCAGGUGCCCACAAGGUGGACAGAGAGUACCAUGUGCAGAAGGCUUUGUUUUCAGCAGGAUUCCCUGUUCCUCAGCCCUUACUGUACUGUGAUGACGUUUCAGUCAUAGGAACAGAGUUUUAUGUGAUGGAGCAUGUGCAGGGACGCAUAUUUCGAGAUUUGAGGCUUCCAGGAGUUAGUCCCGCUGAACGUUCUGCCUUGUAUGUUGCAGCAGUUGAAACGCUGGCAAAGCUGCAUGCAUUGGACUUGAAUGCUUUGGGCCUAAAAAAUUAUGGUAAAGGUGCUGGCUACUGUAAAAGACAGGUGUUAACUUGGACAAAACAGUACAAGGCUGCAGCUGAUACUGAUAUACCAACUAUGAAUAGGUUAUCCGAUUGGCUGAUUAAUAACCUGCCUUCCAAUGAUGAUGAAGUAACUUUGGUCCAUGGAGAUUUCCGCUUGGAUAAUUUAAUAUUCCAUCCCACUGAGGCUCGAGUAUUGGGAGUGCUUGACUGGGAACUUUCCACCACUGGACAUCCAAUUGUGGAUUUAGCCUACUUCCUAAUGCCUUACUCCUGGCCCCAAGGUCUCAACUUUAUUGACACAAUGGGGGAGAUAAGGGGGAUAGAAGGAAUUCCAGCACCUGAAGAACUGGUUUCCAUCUACUGCCAAUGUCGACAUCUUCCACACUCAUUGUCUCAGUGGAACUUCUUUGAAGCCCUUGCCUUUUUUAAGAUGGCUGGAAUAGCUCAGGGAAUCUAUGCACGUCAUCUUCUUGGAAAUGCUAGUGCUGAAGAUGCCUAUAAGUUUGGUGACAGUGUUAAGCCUUUGGCAGAAGUGGGACUCCAGAUUGCAGAGAGGGGUGCUUAUUCUCCAGCCAAGCAAUUAAUUGGAGUUAAAGGUCUCUUCCAACAGUCAGCAAAGGGGAGGCUGAUUCUUAGCCAGGUGAAAGAGUUCAUGAAACAACACGUGUUUCCAGCUGAACAGGAGGUUUCUGAAUAUUACAUAAAAAAUACAAAUUCACCACUGAGAUGGAAAAGUCCUGAAGUGAUUGAGAAAUUGAGGGAGAAAGCUAAAGCCUCCGGACUCUGGAACCUGUUCUUGCCUGCAGUCAGUGGCCUGAGCCAGCUAGAUUAUGCUUUCAUUGCUGAGGAGACAGGGAAAUGCUUCUUUGCUCCGGAUGUUUUCAACUGUCAGGCUCCAGAUACAGGGAAUAUGGAAGUGCUUCACUUAUACGGCACAGAGGAGCAGAAGAGACAGUGGCUGGAGCCUCUUCUUAAAGGAGACAUUCGCUCUUGCUUUUGCAUGACUGAGCCUGAUGUAGCUUCCAGUGAUGCCACCAAUAUGGAAUGUAGCCUUCAGCAGAAUGGAGACAGCUAUGUGAUCAAUGGAAAGAAGUGGUGGAGUAGUGGUGCUGGAAAUCCAAACUGUAAAAUAGCUGUUGUGAUGGGCAGGAGUAGAACUAGUUCUGUGGAAAGGCACAAACAGCACAGCAUGAUCCUUGUUCCAUUAGAGACCCCGGGAGUAAAGCUGAUCAGACCCUUAUCAGUGUUUGGCUAUGACGAUGCUUUUCAUGGUGGUCACUUUGAGAUACAUUUUGAAGAUGUGCAUGUGCCUUUAUCUAGCAUUAUUUUAGGUGAAGGAAGAGGAUUUGAAAUAGCACAAGGUCGACUUGGACCAGGCCGACUUCACCACUGUAUGAGAACAAUAGGGCUGGCUGAGCGAGCUCUGGAACUAUUGUGCCAGCGUGCGGCCUGUAGAGAGACCUUCGGAAAGAAACUCUACCAGCAUGAAGUGGUUGCACAUUGGAUUGCAGAAUGUCGCAUUAGCAUUGAACAAACCCGUCUGCUAACCCUUAAUGCUGCCAACUCCAUAGAUACUUUGGGAAGUGCCGCUGCAAGGAAAGAGAUUGCAAUGAUCAAGGUGGCAGCUGCUAGAAUGGCCUGUAAGGUGGUAGACUACGCAAUUCAAGUUCAUGGAGGAGGUGGAGUGUCACAAGAUUUCCCUCUUGCACAGAUGUAUGCAGUUGUGCGCACUUUGCGUUUUGCAGAUGGUCCUGAUGAGGUGCACCUCUCUGCAAUUGCAAAGAUGGAAGUAAGAGACCAACUCAAGAAAUUUAGGGCCAAAAUGUAAAACUUAUUCUCAACAUUUACCUUGAAUUUUUGCUUCGCUAGUAGCAUUCGCUAAUUCGUUCCCCCUUUGUUGGCUUACAAUAUAUGCUAAGCACACAUGAUUCCCUCAAAACGACUUAAAAACUUUAAAAUAGCCUAGAGGAUUUUUGUUUACAUUUUACAUCUCAUGUGCUUAAAACUAGACAUUCUUCCAAAAUGUUAAUUGAUAAAAAAUGUUGCAUACUCACAUUUAUAACAGGUUUGAUAUAGUCAUUGAGUUAACUGGUGAUUACAUAUAGAAUACUAUAUAAGUCGUGACCCACUGAAGUUGAUAGGGUAUUUUAGGAUGUAUGGGAAGUAUGUAGCAAGUUUUCAGGGACAGUUGUGUAAGUUGUCCGUACCAGAGCAUUAUAUUUUUAAACAUAUUGACGAUUCCUUUGAAAUUUUGUAAUCACACAUUAUGGGUAUGGGUCAUAAAUCAAAUGGGCAAUACAUUUUUAAACAUUUUUGUGGGAGCGUUAGCCAGGAAAAAAUAAAGUCUAAAGCUUGUAGUGUAUCCAGAUCAUGUUCCCUCCUGCAACAAUGCUGGUUUUCUGUUUCCACAAUGCAUCGCUCAUUUCAGUCAGAGCACCAGCAUUGUUGCAGGAGCGAUCAUGAACUGGAUACACUGCAAUGUUUAGAAGACAGCUUGUCUUUUUCCUGGCAGUGUGACCCUGAGCAAGCCACUUAACCUCCUUGUGCUCUGUCCUACUCAGCAUUAUUAAUUACUAUUUUUUUUUUGUCAAAAUUACCUCAUUGACUAAUUUAAAAGUUAUUUGUUGCAUGUCAAACACUGUAAAAAUGUUAGACGAUCACUGUAUUAAUGCAAUUUAUUUCCCACCAUGCAACCAGAUUGUAAAAGCCACAUUUGUAAUAUAGCAUUGAACCUUUGCUUUGAUAUUAAUGACACAAUUACAUGCUGGCCUAAUUCAAAUCAUAAUAUUAAUGGGGAAAUUGAGAGUUUACUUUAAUGCACUGUAUUAAAGAGAAUAAAGAUACUGUAUUUUGUAAUUGUUAAAAUAUUAAAAAGAUGUAAAUUAUUAACAGGCAGUUGCUAUUCAUAAUCUCUCAUGCUUCCUAGAAUACCUAUUGAUUAAUUUGAACUGCAUGCAAAGAAGCUAAGCUAGCCGGCUUUCUGUAAUGUACAGCUUUGGCCAAAAGUCACCCUAUAGAAUGACCUAAGUUUGCUUCAUAAAGUCAAAUGAAACCUGCUGAAUAAUGUAACAUAAACAUAUUGGAUUACAUAACACUUUGUUGUUUUCCAUAUACUUAAAGAAAAUUGAAAAAUGUGACAGUUCAAAAUCUAACAUGAAAUACUAUACUACUAUUAUGGCUUCCAUUAGACUUCUGCGAUAUCAUUUUGUAGUUUCUUUGAUUACAUGAUGUGAAAUAAAAGAUCUAAAUUGUG
This is a messenger RNA of Acipenser ruthenus (sterlet), 3822 nucleotides long. RefSeq names its product acyl-CoA dehydrogenase family, member 11 (gene acad11). Gene Ontology annotation, cellular component: mitochondrion. Gene Ontology annotation, molecular function: flavin adenine dinucleotide binding; oxidoreductase activity, acting on the CH-CH group of donors. The transcript is spliced from 20 exons. The coding region runs from base 73 to 2397 and encodes 774 amino acids. The record is from RefSeq and is a predicted model, not a curated record. NCBI's taxonomy places the organism in Eukaryota, Metazoa, Chordata, Actinopteri, Acipenseriformes, Acipenseridae.